This is a messenger RNA of Volvox carteri f. nagariensis, 1865 nucleotides long. RefSeq lists its product as uncharacterized. The transcript has 6 exons. Gene Ontology annotation, molecular function: ATP hydrolysis activity; ATPase-coupled transmembrane transporter activity; ATP binding. Gene Ontology annotation, biological process: transmembrane transport. The record is from RefSeq and is a predicted model, not a curated record. Bases 423 to 1391 code for a protein of 322 amino acids. Gene Ontology annotation, cellular component: membrane; chloroplast envelope. Lineage: Eukaryota; Viridiplantae; Chlorophyta; Chlorophyceae; Chlamydomonadales; Volvocaceae.
AAACGUACAUAUAUUCUAUAUGUCUUUGGUCGCUGUGGAGGAAUGUCCACAAAGCUGGUCAAGAAGCAACUGAAUUCCUUGAUUGAGCAGCACGCCGCCCAUUCUGAAGGCAAGGCGGUUACUUCUUCGCAAAGGCCUAAAGAAAAGCGCCGGCAGGCGGCGCUGAAGAAAAAGCAAAAGCAGCUGCACAAGGAGGCUCAGGCUCAGCGGACGGAGCGCUUGGUGUUCAGGAAGAACCUCAAGUAUUACAGCACCACUAAGGGGACAAGCGACCUUAACGCAGAGCUCAUGGGCAAGCUGCUCGCCUCUGUGACUGCGCAGAAGAAGUGAACUGCGCCGCCGACCCAUCAGCGAUUACCCAGCCCCGAAGCAGGGGCACGCCAUCGUAGAUAUCUUAGCUCCAGAAGUAGAUCAUUCCAGUAAUGCCCUUGGGGGUAUGGACUUAUACAGGGUUGCCUUUCAGCAACGCCCCCAGUACUUUGCAGCAGGGCGCAGAGAUACGUGUGGAAGGCAUUGGCUUCCACCCUCCCGGAUCAGAGAAGCCGCUGCUGCAGGACAUCAACAUGUCCCUUCCAGCAAACAGCCUGGGACUCGUCAUGGGACGUUCCGGCUCAGGAAAGACCACGCUCCUUCAAGUCCUGGCAGGCCUCACGGAGCAGACCUCCGGCCACAUCCGCAUCCUGCGUGGUGCUGCGGCGGCAGCGGACAGCGGCGACACGGCCAUCCUGCAACAGAGCUUCGCGGCGGCGCAGACGGCGUCAGGGCAACACGGGGGCGCCCCGAGUAGCAACGGCGUCUCACCUGCCGUGUCGUCCGGAUCGUCCGGAGGACAUGCUAACGGUGCCGAAACGAGCACCGGUGCAAAUGGCGCAGCCGCUGUGGUGGUUCGACCAGGGUUGACAGUUGAGGAGCGGAUGCAGCAGGUGGGCCUCGUGUUCCAGUUUCCUGAGCGGCACUUUCUGGGAGAGGACCUUAUGCAGGAGCUCACGUUUACCUGGCCACGGUUGACGCAGUAUUGGGGGGAGCGGCAGGCGCUUUCUGCCAGGAUGCAGCAGGUAUUGGAGGCCGUGGGUCUGCAGGACAUCCCGCUGCAUGUGCAGCCCUGGGCUCUGUCUGGCGGUCAGCAGCGUCGCCUAGCGCUUGCCAUCCAGCUUGUGCGCCAGCCGGCGCUGCUGCUGUUAGACGAGCCGCUGGCGGGACUGGAUUGGGAAGCACGACAGGAGGUCGUGACGAUUUUUCGGAAGCUCAAGGAGCAGUGCACCGUGCUGGUGGUGAGUCACGACCUUGCGGAAAUCGCGCCACUAGUGGACUGCGCUUGGCGUAUGCGCACUGGAGGCACCUGCGAGCCGGUUUCGUGGCCACCGAUGGAUCUAGCGGGUUUAGAGCAAUAGUGGUGCCAAGAGGGAGCUGGGAGCUGGGCAAGGAGCUGGAAAGACGACGCGCGAAAGCUGGGGCAGGCCAGGGGGAGUUGGACAGGCAACCCUUGAGACAGGCAACCCUUGAGAGUAUCUCUUUUUGCUAGAGACUAUGAGGAUUUCAGCGUUAGGUUUCACGUGCUUCUAGAUUCUAUCUGCGGGAUGGCAUGAUGGCACACGGGCUUAUUGGCGUUUACAAGCAGGCUUGUGCCAGCGGUGUCAGUGUGUUAAGUGCCGUGCAUGCAGGUUGGCGUGUGUUUCUCUGAGUGUUUCUCACUCUGAGGCGUGUUUGAUAGGUUAGAUGUGCGGCCUAAUGCGGCACGCAAGGUACGCAAACACAACUGUACCUCUGUGCCAAUGGUUCGUGCGAUGACGGUGCGUCAACGCCUACAUCAGCAGUGCUGUGGAUGAUACUUAUUAACCAGAAUGCCAUUGUUACAGUGGACCCCG